This is a messenger RNA of Ilyonectria robusta, 1101 nucleotides long. RefSeq lists its product as uncharacterized. The record is from RefSeq and is a predicted model, not a curated record. Bases 70 to 1101 code for a protein of 343 amino acids. The transcript has a single exon. NCBI's taxonomy places the organism in Eukaryota, Fungi, Ascomycota, Sordariomycetes, Hypocreales, Nectriaceae.
AGUUACUCUUGGGUGAUCUAUCUAUUGAACCACUUCUUCAUUCUUCACUACCCUGCACGCCUCGCCAUCAUGCCUCUUUUGAACUACGGUGUCUGGAAGGCUAAGCCGACCGCGAUCGAAGUAGAGCGCGACGACGAUAAGCCGCACGCCCAACUUGAAUUUGAGGAUGGGGGCGAAAUGAAACUACGCGCCGCCAUCAACGUCAAGUCCUCCGACAGCCAGGACUCCAAACUCGUCUACUGGCUGAUAAAGGACUUCCAGCAUCCCAUCCGGGAGAAGCUGAAGGCCUUGACCAUUGGCUGGCACGACAUGUGUCUUGGUUCAUCCCACGAGAGACUCAGCCUUGACCUGCUGCGUGAUUCUCUCGUCGACUUGAAAGCUGGAGUACUAGCUCCGCACAGUCUCCCGGGCCCUAACAACGACGUCUCGGACGCCAUCGAGCUCUUCUUCCAAGACAUCAAACAGAAGGCUUCGACGGUGUAUGUGUUUGGCGAGAGGUUCUUCAAUUGGGACAAGAACGAGGAAGGAGUUCAUGAUGUUCACAUGAACCAAGGCAGCAGGGGAGGUUUUAGGAAAGCCAACGCGAUCAACCAAGAUGGAGGGUUGAUCUUGGAGUUUCCAGACGGGCGCUGGGAGGCCUUUUUGACGGCGUUUGCUUCGCAGACUGAGAAGACCGACCCAAGAGGGAACCCAAUGGGCAAAACGCUUGGGGAAUUGCUGGGGGGAACACCUCCGCCUGUGACGCCAGAUAUCGCCAUUGCCGCAGCCAUCAUCAAUGCCGCCGGACAGGACGGCGUCGACAAUCCGGAGGAGGUGUAUCUCCGCAACAAGUCCGGAGCGGCCGUGUCCGUCGCGGGCUGGCGGAUCGAGAACAAGGCGGGGAAUCACUUCACCCUGCCAAACACUGCGUUGCUGGCGGCCAACGGAGGCCGGCUCGGCUUCAAGAUCGGCGGUGUGCCGCUGGGGAACAAAGGCGGGACCAUCAUUCUCAAGAACAAAAGUCUCCAGGAGGUUGAUUCCGUUACGUAUUCUCAGGACCAGGUGGGUCGGGAUGGGGAGCUGGUUGAUUUCGGACGAGACCGCGCGACCUUGGUCGGCUGA